GCGCGCGGGCAGUGACGCCGGCUCAGUGCAACUCUGCGCGAGUGGAGCAACUUUGGCUCCAGCUAACCGCCACAUCUCCCGCCGUUUAACGCAUUUUAUUCAUGUCAGCCGGCCGUGGAGGAAUAUGAACCGCAGCAGAGGACCGUAAGCGGCCAAACAGGUGCGCUGGUUUCGGGGUCUGCCUCCUGUUUGUGAGUCUUUUUCUCUUGAAAGCGAGCAGCUACGCAGAGCACGCCCUCACUGACAGACCGCGGGAAAAUGUCGUUACUUCCUGUGCAGUGAAGUCUUGGCGCGACAUUACGGUUGUAAACAACAGAGAGAGGACACGAAACAGCAAGACAACACGAGGUCCUUUAGGAACUCAGCCACAUCCCUGCAAUAAUGGACAACGUUGACAUGAAUGAUGCCUCUGGCCUCUUGGUACAUGAUGCCAAUGAAGAUUCUUUGGAUAUCUACGACGGUCUGGAUGUCUGUUCGAGCAGCACUGCAGAGAAGUCUCCUCCGAAUGCUUCUCAGCUGAAAGAGUCGAUGGACCUUUAUGAAGAAAUCGUCACAGAGGAACAGCAGAGCAGAGAGUCAACGUACCUUGAGUUGGAGUCCAGAUUCCAAGCAGCUCAGAACCAAAUUAAAGAGCUCCGCAGGAGACUGGAGCAGAUGGAGAUGCAGAACACUGGGCUGAACACGGAGAACCACCGUCUGAAAAAGAACAUCUCUGCACUCUUACGAACAGCUAGACAGGAAGUGACACGAAAAGAUGCUGAGAUUCAGAGACUGAACCAGUGGUCACAGAAAGGUCAUCAUCAUCAAUCUUACAACAAUAAUAGGUGGGAUCAUAAUUCAUCCAGCCGGACCUCCAUGGGCAGCUCCAAGAGUAGGCCUCCUCCUCCACCACCCUCCAGUGCUCGGCCUCCUCCUCCACCACCCUCCAGUGCUCGGCCUCCUCCUCCACCACCAUCCAGUGCUCUGCCUCCUCCACCACCAUCCAGUGCUCUGCCUCCUCUUCCUCCUCCUCCACCAUUUGGUCUUCCUCCCCCUCUUCCUCCUCUACUAGCUUCACCUCCCAGGGGGGAUCAUCCUCCACGGGAACCUCCUCAACCUUCCAGGAAGGAGAGCAAUAGUUCCUCCUGUCAGGUCAGCGGAUCUUCGGUUGAGACGAGAGCUUCAAAAGUGUCAUCUCACAGUAAUUUAAAAAGUUCCUCGAGAGGAGAUUGUGAUGUACCUGACAAACAGGCAGAGCACUCUGUCAGCAAAUCCAGCAGCUGUUCAUCAACACGACACAGUGAGUCAGACAAACACAAGUCCAAGCACAGAGAGGAAAAAUGUCAGAAAGUAUCUGAAUCAACAGAUCGGAGACAUAGAACUGGUUCAGAUCCUGAGAAAAGCAGGUUGCACAAAGCAGACCGAGACAUGGGGCGGAGACAUGACUCCAAGUCAUGUAAGAGCAGGAGCUACCUAAAUGCUGAGCACCACAGAUCAGAGAGGACCAAAAGCCCUCCUCCAGAGAUUUUAUACAGUUCAGCCUCCUCUGAUGACAAGAAAGGGAGAAAUCGAGAACAGAGACAAGACAAAGGCAAAACAUCCACACCAGACUCUGAACACAGCGCAGCUCACAGCUCUAAAGACGGUUACAGCCGAGAUCAUAGAAGAAACAAGACUAGUGAUGGACACAUCAGAAGAUCAGACUCAAAGGACCGCAAAAAGUCCUCUUCAAACAAACAUGCUGAAGGAUACAGGGACUCCUCCAAAGAGAGGGAAGGGGACAGACUGUCAAAGGACUAUCAAAGAAAGGAGGACAGACAACGUGAAGAUGAGAACAACAGAAAGCAUAAGUGGAGCAGUUUGUCAGAGACGAGCAGAGAACGUGAGAAACAGAGAUUAAAAGAAUCAGACCAACCUAAAGUUGAUGUCUGUAGUAAGGAAAGAAAAGAAAAGACACAAGAGGCCUUAAAAAAGUCAUCUGAAGAACCAAAUGUCACAGAGAAAAGCUCUGUGGAGGAAAACAGUCCAAACAGGAAGCUGUGCUUCAUGGAAACGUUAAAUCUAACCCUUUCACCCAUUAAGAAGCCAGCAUUGCCCAUGGAUGCGAGCCAGGAUGACCUUAAACUAGCAGACAAGCGGGUUGAAAGCAGUCCAGACAAUGAGAGUUCACAACCCAACGUCGAGGACAUGUGUGUGAUUGAUGAAGUAAACAGCAGUGAACAAGAAGCAGGGUUGGAAGAUGUUGCAGAGCAAUCACCAGAUACAUCCAAAACUCCACAAUCAGAGAAGACGCAGGUGAGGUGUGAAGAUGUGAAAGAUGUCCAAGAAGACAAAAAUGAAGUGAAAAGUGAAGCUCCUGCAGCUGAUGAGCAACUUGAAGACCACUCAGUCCAGACUACCUCAGCUCAUAGCCGACCCCUAGAUACUGCAGAGAAUCAGCCCACUGUGCAGAUAACACAAGGAUCACCAGAGAGAAGUUCUUUAAAAGCAACAGAUGCAGACAAAACCAAACUGGUUUCAGACAGCCAAGAAGAUGAAUGUGGACCUCUCCAGGCUACAGAUGUUGCCAGUGACACCCCUGAAAGCAAAUCUGGGCAACACACAGGCAACACUUUACAGAAAGUAAACCCUGGAAAUGAUACUGACCUGUCUGCUGCUGUGACCAAACCUGUUGUGCUUGAUUCAAGCAUAGAACUGAAAUGUGCAGUGCUGAAAACUGCAGAACAGAAAAGCCCGGAUUCAGUCAAAGAAGUUACAGCUGCUUCACCGCCAAGGGCUGGAGAUGUAUCCGACAAGACAAGACCCCAAAACAAGCAAACGUCACCCACUAUCCUACCUCAGGACUGUCAGCAAGGAUCGUGUCCCCCUGCUUCCAGUUCCAUUCACGAGAAAGAUGCUCGUCCUUUGGAAGAUGGUCCUAAAGAUGCAGACACUGUGUCCAGUACAAUAAGCCUGGAAUCACUUCCACAAGAGGGGCUGAGCCUUUCAGAGGCUAUUUACGUUUUAACUCAGACGAGCGAAGAUGCAGACGACAGCAGCAGCAUCACGGCCGAGCCGAGUUCCUCCACCGGCUGCAUUGCUGUGUCCAAAGUCAGCAGUACAACAGAGGAGAGCAUGCUGCCAGAGAAGUACAGCGACCUCACUGUAACACCGAAGAAGAACGUCUUUCCUGGAAAGAGUCAUGAGAAUAACUUUGAGCCUUCCAGCUCUGUGCCAUUACUCUAUGAUGAGGACUCCAUGAUGCGCACGCUUAGCAAUUUGAAGAGGAUCCCUGAUGCCAUCAGCCCUCUGAGAAGCCCAAUCCGGAUCACCAAGAGAAGUCAUCUCCAUGUUCAUGGCAAGCCAGGUCAUGUCAAGAGCCUUCAGAAAGAAUUCACCAGCCCUGUUGAUGCCAACUCGAAGAAGUUAGAUGUGAACAAAGAAAACAAAUAUCCGGGUUCUCCAGCAAACAACGAUUCGCAAAACUUGGUGGACAAAGUAUCCGACCUGCCUUCAAGCCUCUCUGACACUGAACUGGAAGAGGGGGAGAUUUUAAGUGAAAGUGAUGAGACAGCUGCAGAUUCUCCUGUUCCUGCAACCAAGAGGGCCAAGUUGGCACGACCAGUCAGAAAUAAACCAAGUUCUAAGACCUUGUUGAACAAGACCUCUAAAGAAAAGCCUGUUGAAACGACUGGUGUGUCAACACGAAGUCCAAAGAGUCGUUUUAAAACAGUUUGUCCUGCAGCAACCAAAGCCUCUUUUUCCACUAUAGAUGAAGUAAUGGAGACCUUCAAGCUGGUUCGUACCGAGAUCCGAAAAAAGUACAUGAAGCUUCAUAAAACCUUUCCCAAGAAGAGCUUCUAUGGUGUGAUGGACAAUUUCCAGGAGUCUUUUUUAGAAUUUGUGGAUGGUGCUCAUUUUGGUCAAAUUUGCAGUCAGGAAGUGGAGCUGAAGUCCAAGCUGAAGAAACUGAUUGUAUCUGUGUUUAGCAAAGUAUUAAAUAAUGGUAUUGUGAAACGCAUCUUUGAACAGCAAGCAGUUGAUCUGAAGCAAAAGUUGUGGGACUUUGUAGAUGUCCAAGUUGACUACUUGCUCAAGGAUGUUUGCACAGUACUGAAGAGCCUUUGCAAGCCAACAAAAGCUCCAGCCGAGGACAGUAAGCCCAGUGGAAAUGAGACAAUAUCUAGAAAGCCUUCUGCAAAGAAGCCACAAUGUCAACAAAAGACUGCACAAUCUGCUCCGACCAACCUAAUUCGACUCAAACCUCGUGCUGUGGCACCUUACAAAACAGGCCUCGGAAGCAGAGGCAAAGAUAUCCGAAUUACACACACGGACAAAGACAGGAAUGUUGACCCUCAUCCAACAAAUGUCCCAAAUCCACAAACUGUGGACGACUUCCUUCCUCCUAAAACUGUUAAUUCAACUCCAGAGAAAACUAGCGUAUCGUCUUUGGUGGUCUCUCAAAAUGGCUCUUUGCUUGACAGAACUGACUUUGAACUGCUCACAGAGCAGCAAGCCUCCAGUUUAACCUUCAACCUGGUGAGAGACACUCAAAUGGGAGAAAUCUUCAAGUGUCUCCUGCAAGGUUCUGACUUACUGGAGUCCAGUGGCAUCACUGGAGACAACACAACCUGGUCCCUUGGUACACCAAGGAAGGAUGGCGAGAGACUCAUCAGCAUCACCACCCCAACUAAAUUUGACUCUCCAUCUAAACUGCUUUCCCCAACAAAAUUCGAAACCCCCUCCAAACUUAUCGCAACAUGGUCUAGCAUUUCACCUCGCAAGAUGUCGUCUCCGCGAUCCAAAGAUCAGAUCCUGAAUCCAGCUUUAUUUGAUGAAAGUUGCUUGUUAGAAGUGCCGUCAGAGAACAGAGCGAUGUUGCAGUCCAGCUUGGCUUCACAGAGGACAUAUUCCAUUCUAGCUGAUGAUCUGGCAGUCUCUCUCACCAUUCCAUCGCCUCUCAAGUCAGACAGCCAUCUCAGUUUCCUUCAGCCAUCAAGCAUGCACAUCAUGUCUACUCCAGACAGUGUCAUCAGCGCUCACAUAAGUGAGGACGCUCUGAUGGAUGGGGAAGAUGCUACCGAACAGGACAUUCACCUGGCCCUUGACACUGACAACUCGAGCUGUGGCUCCAGCAGCAGCGUGGACUCGGAUCCACUUGCCACGCCGUUUGUGUUCAAACCUGAUCUGCCCAUGCAAGCGCUAGUGAUGGAGAGGUCCAACGACCACUUCAUCGUAAAGAUUCGUCAGGCAGCCACAGGCGUAGAUACCACGCUCACAGCUGACGACAGUUUAAGUCGAACACUAACAGAAGAAGACCAGCAGCAUGGAGAAGACAGUGAGACAGUUCAAGAAAGUCAAGCAAAAGCUGUUCCGUCUGACAGAUCACAGAAUCGUACUCCUUCAAAUGCUGUACCCUCAGAGAACCAUCUGUCUAACCAUGAGGAAAGCUCUGGGAUCUGUCAGGCUGCCACUGGGUCAGAUCUCACGCAACAAGAAAGCUUAACACUAACAAAAGAUCCACCCAGCAGAAAAGAAGUGAAAUCAUCUCAACGAAAUACCUCGAAAAAUUCACGGAAGCUGUCAAAGUCUCCGAAAAGUCUACCUGAAAUUACUUCAGAUAAUCAUUUGCACAGCAGUGCUCAAAGCGUGGAUCAAUCAGUCAGAAGAGAAAACAUGACAGACACUGCUGACAAGUGCAUAGGUCAAACAUGCCACACAGAAGAAGACAUCACAACUCAACAAAGUCCAUCAAAAGCUCUUUUGUCCAAGUCAGAUAACAGUCCACACCAACCUGCCGAAAGUGCCGAAACAAAUCAAAGCAGCCAAGUGUUGGAGUCACAUGUGUCAGCUUCAGCAAGAGGUGACAUGGAGGUGUCAGGAGGCCUCACCUUCACAAACAGCACCCCGGAGAAAGCUAGUAGUAGCAGUAAUAAACGCAAGAAGCAUCAAGAGAAAUCAAAAGCCAAGAGGUCCAGAAUGGAGGAAGAGGACAGCGCGGAGGAAAUGUUCUUUAACUGCAAGAAAGACGACAGUGAUUCCAGAUCCUCCCCAUCAUCUCUGUCCCCCAGCAGCCUCUAUGCCAAGAAUGUCAUCCGGAAGAAGGGCGAGGUGGUGAUGUCAUGGAGUAGAGAUGAAGAUCGAACUAUUCUGAUCGAGCUGAAGAUGAAAGGAGCUUCACGUGAGACUUUCUCUGCCUUGGCAGAGAAACUCAAUAAACCAUCAGGGCAGAUCGCUCACAGAUUCUAUCAGCUCAUGAAGCUUUUCAAGAAGCAGGAGAAGAUGGACACUUGAUCUCUGUGACUGUGUGCUUUGUUUUCUGCUAAAUAGUUCUUGUACUAGAACGUUUCCACACACACACAUAUUGUGCUGUUCAUGUGACCUGAUGCACGAAGACGUGACCGCAGGGGGAGGGGGGGCUGAGUCAUUACAAGUCCUCGUGGCUCACAGGAUCGAUCCUUACACAGGCUAUGCUAUCCAUCCCAGAUCUGGAGCAGUUUUAGCCAAACUGUUUUUCAAAGGAAGGUUGGACAUCCAGUCACUGUCUGUGAAGGGAUUCUGUUCUGGUUGUUGAAUUGUGCCUGUUCGAAGAGUUCAACGUGUGAAAAUAUCAAUUUUAGCAACUUUUCCUUAGCACAACUGAUAAGAUUGAUUGAUGUGAAUGGUGAAAUAUCCACUUAGUAAUAAUACAGUUAAUAUCAGUGUUAUUUGACGCACUUUUUGGUUUGGAACAAUCCACACUGCAGUCACUACACUGUGCUGGAUAUGUUCUUAUGCCUGCUCUUCUACAUGCUGUCUUUUCUCAGCUUUUGCAGAUAAAUAUUACAUUACAAAAAUGUUUCUCAGCAAGUCCUCAGCUUCGUCUUACGUCUAGUUCUAAACUUGGUUUUCUCACAGCAAUGAGAACAAACUGCCUUCAGACUUGGAUAAUUCCAGGUUCCAGUGCGAGUGCGCUCAGAUUCUCCUGAAUGAAGUGACAUUUUUAGUUCCUAAAAUAAGUGGACACUGACUGGAACAACUUGAUGGAUCACCUGUUGGUACAUCUGGAGUUCUGGGACUGAUCAAUUUCUCCCUUUUUAUUCUAGUUUUGUACGUGAUAUCUGGGAUUUUGUUUUAAUGGAUGUAUUUGUGUAUUGGGGAGUGGGGUGGGUGAUUGAUAUUUUUGAAGGUUAAUAUGUUUACAUGUCCGAGUCAUGUACAGGACAGGACAUUUAUCUCUGUUAAUAGAAAUGAAACCUUUUAUCUGUGGGCCUAAACGGCUUUAUGUUUGACUCAUCCUAUUGCUUCGAACUGCAUGGAAUGCAAUAUUGUGAAUAUUGUGCGGAAUUCUUUACUGAAAAUAAAGUUUUAUUUAUUUA
Messenger RNA from Larimichthys crocea (large yellow croaker), 7316 nucleotides. It is a transcript of the gene casp8ap2, whose product is annotated as caspase 8 associated protein 2. The coding region runs from base 382 to 6252 and encodes 1956 amino acids. Lineage: Eukaryota; Metazoa; Chordata; Actinopteri; Sciaenidae. The transcript has 10 exons. Gene Ontology annotation, cellular component: mitochondrion; PML body. Gene Ontology annotation, molecular function: transcription corepressor activity. The record is from RefSeq and is a predicted model, not a curated record. Gene Ontology annotation, biological process: Fas signaling pathway; extrinsic apoptotic signaling pathway via death domain receptors.